GAUCCAUGGUUUGGUUUUGGAGACUGGAGUAGUUUUAGAUUCCAUUGUUUUGUUUCUGGGAAUUCUUCAAAGAUGUCAUCCGUCUUCUUCAUACUAUCACUUUCCAUCGUCUCGCUUCUUCUCCCUUCGAUCUCUUCCCACGAGUUUAAGCUAGAUGGGAAGGUGUUGGUUCUUGAUGAGUCCAACUUCGAUGCUGCAAUUUCAUCCUUCGACUUCAUCUUCGUUGAUUUUUAUGCCCCAUGGUGUGGCCACUGCAAACGUCUUAGUCCAGAGUUAGAUAAAGCUGCUCCUAUGCUUUCUGGAUUGAAGAAGCCCAUUGCGAUUGCAAAAAUAGAUGCUGAAAAGUAUUCACGUCUUGCUACAAAAUAUGAAAUAGAUGGGUACCCCACCUUAAAGAUUUUUAUGAAUGGAGUUCCCACUGACUACUAUGGCCCAAGAAAAGCAGACAAAUUAGUUCGAUACUUGAAGAAAUUUGUUGCUCCUGAUGUUACUCUUCUUGAAUCCGAUUCUGGUGUUGCUGAGUUUGUUGAAGCAGCUGGAACAUUUUUCCCUAUAUUCAUAGGGUUUGAUGUUGAUGAGUCAGCAUUAUCAAAAGUGGCGAUUAAAUUCAAGAAAAAGGCAUGGUUUUCUGUAGCAAAAGAUUUCUCAGAGAAAGCCAUGGACUUAUAUGAUUUUGAUAAAGCACCUGCUUUGGUAGCUCUUCAUCCAAGCUUCAAUGAACAAAACGUCUUUUAUGGUCCAUUUGAAGAUAAGUUUGUGGAAGAGUUUAUUCAACAGAGUCUUUUGCCAUUAACCCUGCCAAUCAGUCCAGACAGUUUAAAGCUGUUGAAAGAUGAUAAGAGGAAAAUAGUUUUGACAAUUUUUGAGGAUGAAACACAUUACGAAGCAAAGCAGUUUAUAAAGUUACUGAGAGGUGCUGCAUCUGCAAAUCGUGAAUUUGUAUUUGCAUAUGUGAGUUUUAACCAAUGGCAAGAGUUUGCUGAGGCUUUUGAAGUUGAUGGGAAAACUUCAUUGCCUAAAAUGGUGGUUUGGGAUGGAAAUGAAAUAUAUUUCUCAGUUAUUGGGUCAGAAAAGAUUGAGAGUGAGGAUCAAGGAUCACAAAUCACGCUGUUUCUUGAAAGAUAUAAAGAUGGGAAAACUAUCGAGAAGACAUUUGGGCCUUCGUUUUUUGGGUAUAUAACUUCACUUCUUGGAAUGAGGACUGUGUACAUCCUUGUGUUUUUGGUUGCUGUCAUAUUUCUUAUUGCAACCAUUGGAAAAGAAGAACCGCUGGUGGUUGGUGGUCGGGACCGCUCUGAACUUGCUGCUGCAGCCGCUGUUGCUGAUAGCAGAGAUGAACGUGCAUCUGAUGACAAGGAAGAUUAGAUGAUAGGAGCAACAGGAUUUGUUUUUGGAAGUGUUUAUGACAACUUUUCUGUAUUUGUUUUGACUUUUCAUUUUCAACUAUUGGUUGGUUGGUAGAUUUUAUGUUGCUACAGGUGUAAGUUAUCCACAAUAGAAGCAAUUCGUACCAUUAUUUGAAAA
Lactuca sativa (garden lettuce) is the source of this 1524-nucleotide messenger RNA. It is a transcript of the gene PDIL5-2, whose product is annotated as PDI-like 5-2. Lineage: Eukaryota; Viridiplantae; Streptophyta; Magnoliopsida; Asterales; Asteraceae. Gene Ontology annotation, biological process: response to endoplasmic reticulum stress; protein folding. Gene Ontology annotation, cellular component: endoplasmic reticulum. The record is from RefSeq and is a predicted model, not a curated record. Gene Ontology annotation, molecular function: protein disulfide isomerase activity.